AUGACUUCCUCAAAGCCACCAAAAGCCAUCCUGUUCGACAUCGGCGGGGUUGUCGUCAUAAGCCCUUUCCAAGCCAUCCUCGAUUACGAAAUUGAGAACAAGAUCCCGAAUGGCUACAUAAACUUCGCGAUCCAGAAAGGCCCUCACGACACCGGCGCCUGGCAGCUCAUCGAACGCGGUGAAGUCGAACUAAAUGACGACUGGUUCGCGGCCUUUAAGAAGCAGCUUAUGCGACCGGAAGUAUGGUCGCAAUAUCUCCAGAAGCUUGCGCAGCAAGAGAGCGUCGGUGGUGGACAAGCAAUUGAGGGCGGGAAGCCACAGGUACCGGACAUCGACGCGAAGAAGCUAUUUUGGCGUAUGAUGAAGAUCAGCCGAGCACCGGAUCCAUACAUGUACCCUGCGCUACGAAAGCUAGGCGAAAGCGGAAAGUUUGUCCUGGGCGCGUUCAGCAACAACGUUACGUUCCCCACAGGCAUCCUCGACGACGAAGGCAAGCUCUUCACUAAAGAGCUCAUCCACGCACCGGCGCCGAACCCCUACGCGAACGACUCAACAGAUAUCACGACGUGCUUUGACAUCUUCCUUGGCUCGGCGGUGGUGGGCGUUAGGAAACCAGAUCCGGAGGCAUACAAGCUGGCGGUACGGGAGAUGGACAAGAUCGCGAGGAAGAAGGGGAUGGGAAGUGUGACCGAAGGUGACACUCUCUUCUUGGAUGACAUCGGCAUAAAUUUGAAGUUUGCGAAGAAGACGGGGCUAAGGACAAUCAAGGUGAAUCUGGGCAAGACGAAGGACGCUGUGAAGGAGCUCGAAGAGGCUGUCGGCAUACCAUUGUUGGACGAGAAAGCUAAGCUAUGA
Molecule: messenger RNA, 855 nt
Organism: Alternaria conjuncta
Lineage: Eukaryota; Fungi; Ascomycota; Dothideomycetes; Pleosporales; Pleosporaceae
Exons: 2
Coding region: 1-855 (284 amino acids)
Source: RefSeq, a predicted model, not a curated record